Molecule: messenger RNA, 751 nt
Organism: Punica granatum (pomegranate)
Lineage: Eukaryota; Viridiplantae; Streptophyta; Magnoliopsida; Myrtales; Lythraceae
Source: RefSeq, a predicted model, not a curated record
UUGCUUCUCCUUCUCGUCCUUUGCAAAACUUUCUCCGAGAAGGAAGAGAGUGGGAGGAGGAGGAAGUGUUGAGAAGUAGAAGAAGGCGACCUCCGAUGGGGAGCUCAGCACCACCAGCUCAAAUCCCUACGAGCUUCGGCCACGAGCUGAGGGCCUGCCUCCGCUGCCGCCUCGUCAAGACCUACGAUCAGUUCAGAGAAAAUGGCUGCGAGAACUGCCCCUUCUUUAAGAUGGACGAAGACCCCGAGCGCAUUGUCGAUUGCACCACCCCCAAUUUCAAUGGGAUUAUUUCUGUCAUGGACCCUACUCGGAGUUGGGCUGCUCGGUGGCUGCGGAUUGGAAAAUUUGUUCCAGGUGUUUACACCCUUGCAGUUUCAGAGGCACUUCCUGAUGAUUUGCAGGCUUUGUGUGAGGAAGAGCGGGUGCAAUAUGCUCCUCCAAAACGAGUAUGAAGUCUAGUCCUCGGGCAUAAGAUAGGCCGGAGAGAUUGUCUUUGCCUAGAAACUACUUCUUCAGUGAGAAGAAGGGCUCACCGAUUUUGUAUCUAUAAGUAGAUCGAACUACUAACUUUUGAGAAGUAUGGUCAAAAUGGCUGCUCUGAGGUUCUUUUGGUCAAUGUGGUCUGAUAUGAUGGGAUGACAUUUUGAUCGAAGGAGGCUAAAAUGAUAAAAUGGAAUUCUCAGACUGUGUCUACUAACAAGACUUGAGGGAAGCAAUUUUGAAUGCAUACAAUUGCGCCUUCCAUUGCCGA